This is a messenger RNA of Solanum dulcamara, 3438 nucleotides long. RefSeq lists its product as uncharacterized. The coding region runs from base 75 to 3245 and encodes 1056 amino acids. The transcript has 12 exons. Gene Ontology annotation, molecular function: DNA binding. NCBI's taxonomy places the organism in Eukaryota, Viridiplantae, Streptophyta, Magnoliopsida, Solanales, Solanaceae. The record is from RefSeq and is a predicted model, not a curated record.
UGUGCAGAGUGCACCCUGACAUGACACUGUAUUCAACAUUUAAGAAACUAAGAAAUUGAUUAACAAAAACAGAAAUGGCUAGCAAGGUCCGCCGGCAAAUUGGUGAAGGAGUUUCUUCUUCUACUAAAAACAACAUUAUUGUGCAACCAAAGUUCUACAAGAUUAUAUUAUCCCAACAUGAAUGCACCCGUCUAAGGAUUCCGGAAGACUUUACCAGAAGAUAUUGCAAGAACAUGUUAAACCCUGUGUAUCUUGAGGUUCCCAGUGGAGAAGUAUGGGAGGUUGAAGUGGAACAUUCUCAACCCCAAAUUUGGUUAGACAAAGGAUGGCAGGAUUUUUGUGACUAUUAUUCAAUAAGCUGUGGGCACUUUUUGAUGUUCGGAUACAAUGCUCGUUCCCAUUUUAAUGUCACUAUAUUUGAUUUGAGUGCAGCAGAAAUCGUAUAUCCAUAUAGUUUACACACCUUCCAUUGCCAUGAAACACACCAUGCACUAAAAAGUGACCUGUCUGAGUCGGAUGAUUCUGUAGAUAUCCUAGAGGGUAUUCCAGGAAGCCAGAAAUUGAAAGAAAAAAUUCCUGAUAUGGUUGAGCAUUCUGUUGAAAACCUAGGCCAUGGACAGUCCAGCAAAAGGAAAAGACACGAAGAGGAUGUAGCUUCACCUUCUUUCACAAGAGACGGCCAAAAAAGCAAUGAAGACUGCAGGAUUCACAAGCAACAAUCCAAGAGUGUUUACGAUCAGAACAAGACAGUAAUAGACAAAGAGAGCACUAUAGCAUAUCAAAAAGCAAAAGCUUUUAAAUCGAAGAAUCCGUUCAUCAUAUCUUUUAUGCAACCAUCAUAUGUCUCUACUCCAUUCAAUCUGUCCAUAGCGUCGAAAUUUGCUAGGAAGUAUUUCCUUGAGAACGAUGGCAAUCUAGUGCUUCGUGUUCCAGGAAGUGGAUCUUGGUCUGUCAAAUGCACUAUCAGAACAGCAAAUGCUAAAGUUCAUUCUGGUUGGAUGGCAUUCGUGCUAGAAAAUAAGUUAAAAGUUGGUGAUGCUUGUGUAUUUGAAGUGCUUAAGGGCCAGCUCUAUGUAGAUGUCAUAAUAUUUCGUGCAGCUGGGAGCACACUAAUGCACAAUAUAGUCGCAGAAGUGCCAGGGGAUUCUGAUAGUAAAAUUAAGGUUAUCAAAACUGAUAAUUCUGUUCCAUGUUCUCAACCCAAAGCAGUCCACGCCAAGACAUUAAAGCACCAUACUUCAUAUGGUCUCAACUCAAAAAUUAAAGAAGAACAUGGUGAAAGCACUGAGAUUAAGCAUUCUGCCGAGAUUUUGGGUCAUUGUCCGUUAAGACGUGGAAGCAAAAGGAAAAGGCUAGAAGUGGAUGCAGAAGAUGAUGCUGUGGAAAAUUCACAAGAAGAUGUAGCUUUGCCUUCUUUCACUAGAAAUACCAAAAAAAGAGGAGGAAGUUGUGGGAUUCGCAAGCAACAAUCCAAGAUUGUUUAUGAUAAGAACAAGACAGUAAUGGACAAAGAAGGGACUAUAGCAUAUCAAAGAGCAAAAGCUUUUAAAUCUAGAAGUCCAUUCAUUAUAUCUUUUAUGCAACCAUCGUAUAUCUCCACACCAUACAUUCUGAAAAUACCGUCAAAAUUUGCUAGGAAGUAUUUCCUUGAGAAUGAUCGAAAUUUAGUUCUUCGUGUUCCAGGCAGUGGAUCUUGGUCUGUCAAAUGCACUAUCAGAACAGGAGAUGCUACAGUCUAUUCUGGUUGGAAGGCAUUUGUGCUAGAUAAUAAGUUAAAAGUAGGUGAUGUUUGUGUAUUUGAAGUGAUUAAGGGCUCUCAGCUCUUUGUAGAUGUCACAAUAUUUCGUGCAGCUGGGAGCACACCAAUGCACAAUAUAAUCGCAGAAGUGCCAGGGGGUUCUGAUAUUAAAAGCAAGGUUAUCAAAACUGAUAAUUCUGUUCCAUGUUCUCAACCCAAAGUAGUCCAAACCAAGAAAUUAAGGCACCAGACAGGAGGUUCAUAUGGUCUCAACUCAAAAAUUAAAGAAGAACAUGGCGAAGGCACUGAGAUUGAGAAUUCUGUUAAGAUUUUGGGCCAUUGUCCGUUAGGACAUGGAAGCAAAAGAAAGAGACCAGAAGAGGAGGCAGCAUAUGAUGUUUUAAUUGACGUUCCCACCAAAAGUAUCAAGGUGGAAAACUUACAAGAGGAUGUAGCUUCACCAUCUUUAACAAGAAAACCCAAAAAAAGUGGAGAAAGUUGCAGGAAGCACAAGCAGCAAACUGAGAUGGUUUAUGCUAAGAAAAUGACAGUAUUGGACAAAGAUGGGACCAUAGCAUAUCAAAGAGCAAAAGCUUUUAAAUCUAAGAAUCCAUUUGUUAUAUAUUUUAUGCAGCCAUCAUAUGUCUCGAGACCAUACAAUCUGCACAUAUAUUUCUUAUUUGCUUGGGAAUAUUUUCGAGAGAAAUGUGGCGAUUUAGUACUUCGUGUUCCUGGCAGGGGAUCUUGGUCUGUUAAAUAUGACCUGGGGAUAUCUCCAGCGAGAAUUAGAUUCACUUGGAAGGCAUUCGUACUGGACAAUAAGUUAAAAAUUGGUGAUGUCUGUGUAUUUGAACUGAUUAAGGGCACUCAGCCCUUUUUAGAUGUCACUAUAUUUCGUGCAGCCGAGAGAAAACCAAUGCAUAAAAUGGAUGGACAGGUUUCUGAUUUUAAAAAUAAGAUAAUCAAAACUGAGAAUUCAGUUCCAUGUUCUCAACCCAAAAUAGUUAAUCUGAAUCUUGAAACGAAGCAGAAAGGAGAUUCCGAUGGUUUCAUCACUUCAAAAAUUAAAGAAGAACUCAGUGAAGGCACAACGAGGCAUGUGCAACAAUCUAAGUCUUCUUGUAUAGGCAGAGUGGUAGACAAAGAAAUGGUUAUGGCAUAUCAAAAAGCAAAAGCAUUUACAUCUACAUAUCCUUUCUUCUUAAGUUUUAUGCAACCAUCAUAUGUGUCUCCGGCCAGAGGCCCGAUGCAAUUGACCAUACCGCCGUCAGUAGCUAGGAAUUUUUUCCCCACUAGACAUAGUGACGUGGUACUUCAAGUUUCAAGCAAGAGAUGGUGGACUGUAAAAUGCACUCUUGGAAUAUCAAACGCGAAGUUCGGUACUGGUUGGAAGGAGUUUGUGCUGGGCAACAACCUAAAAGUUGGUGAUGUUUGUGUGUUUGAAUGGACUGGUAAAUCCAAACUACUGUUCAAUGUCAUCAUAUUUCCUUCUGCUGAAGGUAUUUAAGACUGUUUGAUCACUUGUUUAGUACUCUAAACUCCAAUGUAUAUUUUGUUUAGUCCUUUUUGAAAGGGAAAGAAACAAUGUAUGUAUGGAUCUCUAUUUUGUAAAGAGUUGAGCAUGCUCUACUCUGUCUGUUUCCUGCCUUCAUGUAUUUCAGAUUUGGAUAUUAAUAUAUGAGAUAUUUGUCAAAGCCUAA